AUGAGAUUCUUCACUCUGGCUCUUGCCCUCGUUGCCGUGCCGCUCGCCAUGGCCGAGCCCAUCCCGGCCGACGCCGGUUGGGAUACCGAACCGGCGCUUGUAGCCCGCAAUGUUCUCCUGCAUCCAAGGGAUAAUCUCCCGACAUGCUGCUCGACUGGGUUCAAGGCGAGCUGCGACUGCGGUAGCUGUCCAAUUCUGCAGUGCGCGUAUGGUGGGAAGGGUUGCAAGUGUUAA
Messenger RNA from Colletotrichum higginsianum IMI 349063, 234 nucleotides. RefSeq lists its product as uncharacterized. The coding region runs from base 1 to 234 and encodes 77 amino acids. The record is from RefSeq and is a predicted model, not a curated record. NCBI's taxonomy places the organism in Eukaryota, Fungi, Ascomycota, Sordariomycetes, Glomerellales, Glomerellaceae. The transcript is spliced from 2 exons.